Molecule: messenger RNA, 3432 nt
Organism: Rodentolepis nana
Lineage: Eukaryota; Metazoa; Platyhelminthes; Cestoda; Cyclophyllidea; Hymenolepididae
Source: the annotation of a GenBank genome assembly
AUGACAUAUUUUACUACCUUGAAAUCUGCGGUACCUUUAGUUUGUCCUAUCGGGUCUUUCAUUCCUCACGUUUCAUGCAUGCAUAAAAUCGAUCAAUUUGGCAGAGUUUCGGAGCUUAUUCACAAUGCUUCUCUAACUUAUGAUGUGUCAGAAAAAUUGGAGCUUCUUUAUCAAGUCAAAGAAUUGAUACUUAAUUUUGAUCGUUCUCUUCUCAACGUUUUCUUUGAUGAAGUCGUUUCAUUUCACGUGCGCAGGUAUACAGAUUUAAAACUGUUUGUGAUCAAAUUUAUUGAGGAGGCGUGUUUGGCAGAUUCUAGCCUGAUUCCAAGGUCUAUUAUUACUUUAUGUCAUCUUUACGGCAGAAGUCUUCAUGCCGAGCCUCCUGUAGCAGUGGUAUUGAAGUCAAUUGUGGAAUCCAUGCAAGUUGUCUAUACGAUCUCUCUUUCGCAUUUCAUUGAGGACACUGAAGGGAACUCUUCUGCCCCUGAAAACUUUCGUUCUGUGUGCAACUUCAGGAAUGAAAUAUUCAGUUUGUUUAUUCCGCUACUUGGUGCCUCAUUGCAAUCCCGAUCAACUCUAAAUCAACUUUGUGCAAAUCUAGGGAGUAAAGUUCGAAACCCUAUUUUGAAAUUUUUUGAAAUGGUCAUAGUUCAACAGUCAAAUAUUCCUCCUAUUUCCCCGAAAUUAACUGAUCAAUGCUCAACCUCCACAGUUUUACCUAGCUCAAAACAGAAUCAUUUGUUCGCAGAGGCCAAAAUGUUUUUAUCUGGUCUACAAAAUAUUGUCUUAAAACCUGACCGAAAGCAAGAAUUCCCAUUUGUGUUGACUGGUCCUUUUCUUUCAAGCCUUCUCAACAGCUUCGUUAGUAUUGCUAAACAGUGUCCUCACUUUUUCGGUGGAAUUGUGGAAUUCUUUGAAAAUACUCGUCAAAUGCUUCCAUUUAUCAUGAACCGAUCUCAAGUGAAAUCGAUGAAGACAAGAAUGAAAUCCAUUCUACUUAGUCUGAUCUUCUAUUCCGAGGGGACUUCUUUUAAUUAUCGAAAUCGAAUUGAGAGUAUUCUUCACCGACUGGGGGCAACUCGGUUUGAGAUUACUUACGGUAUCUCUUUCCCAGAUUGUCGAUCCACCUUUAAUAAUCCUGUUGAAAGUGGUGUCAAAUGUUAUGAUCUCGAUACUUCUUUCUCUUCAGGGAAAGGUGAAUCAACUUCUCUAAUUGAUGAAAUAACCUGCCAUAUUAUUCCCAAAUUGACCCUUCCUAAUGUCGUUGACUUACUGAUUCUAAGUAUGGCGAAUCUCCCAUCCGAACUACCGUCCAACUUUAAAUCUCUUAUCCCAUUUGACGACCCCAAGGUUCAUAUUCGUCCCUUGGCCAAUAAUUUAGCAUCUCAGAUGGUUUCUUGGUCAAAAUCCGGCGACCUAUCAAAUCAGACUUUGUUUAACCAGUUUCUAAACACACAUUCAAAACAGAACGCAUUCAAUGCUGAAAAGCUAGUUAAACCGAUUCCUUCCUAUCGCAGAUGUUCUUUUAAGAAUGAUGCAUUAAAGCGUAUUCUAUCAUUUAAUCCCGCCCUUAGUUAUCCUAAGGCGUUCAGCAAAUGCCCUGCUUUGGAUAUAAAAGCCGGCACUCGAUCAAAAUUGAUCUUGAUAUUGGCCCUUGGGACCCCUAAAUUGAGUGAUCUGAGUAAACUUAUUUUUGAGAAGGCAAUGUGUAAACCGGAGGAAAAUUUUGAUCUUCUUAUGAGUUUGUUGACUCAUGAAUACUCAAAGUUGAAGUAUUUUGCGGAAACUGGUAGUUGUCCAGAGCCUAUGGAUGCUAGCGGUGGAGAAAAUGGGGGAUCAAGAAAAACAUCUAUAACUUCAAUUGGGUCGAAUUUAAAUUCUUACGAGGCCCUCUUCAAUAAGAUUCUGCAUCGAAUUGCCGAACCUAGCAUACAAAAACCGUACUUGAAUAGAUUUUUCCUGGAAUCGCCUUCAUACCCUCCCGAUGUGAUAAACUUUUUCAAAAAGUACUGCUCUGUACCUGAACAAGCUGAAUAUGGCUUUGAGAUAAUACGAGUACUAAUCGAAAUAAAGCCAUCACAGUGGCGGGACCAACUCCUAAGCUUCCUUUUUAGUUUCUCCGCCUUCGAAGAACCAACCGUUCGAAAUGCAGCGAUAAAGGCAGCUUGGAAUUUGGCUGAUUCGAGUUCACAUCUUGAAAAAAUUGUUGAGCAACACGCCGUGGGGCUUAUGAAAAGACUUCUCCAACCCAAACCGACAGACGAAAUGUUCUCCGACUUGUGUGUGCAACUUCCCACUUUAACGGACAAAUGGACAACAGAGAUCUGUAAAUUGUGUUCCCACUUUUUCUUUGGUAUCUUACCCCGCAAACAAGGCAGUUUACUUCCUCUUCUUGCAGAAGUAUACGUUUCAGGCAAUGAGACAGUCCAAACCUUUAUCCUUCAAAAUAUGGAUGAUGCUAUUUGCCAAAUCCGUCUUCUCUCACCACACAUUCGAUUCCUCCUCCGACACUGUCCCCUGGGCGCCGAAUCCCUUCUCGUUCGGAUUCUCCACACUCUUACAGACCCGAAGAAAGUGACUCCAGAAAGACCAAAUGUCCAAAUUAUGCCUCCACGGCCAGUAGUAGAGUCUAUGCUUCAGUUGUGCCGUGAAUGCGGAAAUGAUGCCCGCUUUAUUAUCCCAGGGAUUGUUGGUCUAAGUAAGACGGAGGUGACCGAGUUUUUGCCGAGAUUAUUCCAACUUGGAGAUACCUUUGUCAAACUGGCUGUUUCUCGGCUGCUUAAAGGUUGGUCUCUUAUCAAUCUAGCAAGCUUUGGUACUCAACCUCCUCCUGAUCCAGAUAGAGUUGAAUUAAGUUGCCAGUCCCCCUCGGAAAAUGUUAAAGUAGAACCAAUGACGCCUGCAGAUCUCUUAGUCGCCAUCCACCUACUUGAAUUCAUAAAAAUUCCGAAAGCAAGUGGUCAAACAGAGCAGAAAUGUGGUCCCAACGUGGAUCCCAGGUCAAUUCAACAAGCGAUCAAAUACUGCCUUAAGCACCGUCAAGUCUUUACUCCCAAGCGAUUAGCGGAUGUUAUAAACCGAGUACUUAAUCACUCAACACAUCCUAAAGUUCUGUUUUUCACGCUUCUUCAAGGACUGGAUCUGCAUCCCAUACUCUCCGAAUUCACCCUAGAAUUCCUCCUCAAAAUGGUCAAGAGACAGGUAUGGAAUACAAAGCAGCUAUGGGAUGGUUUCAUUCAGAUCUGUUUGAAAAUUAAGCAAAAGAGUUAUGAGGCUCUUUUGAAGCUUCCACCGAAACAUCUUCGAGAUGCCUUUACAAAGUCACCGGAGCUGUUUUCCACGAUACGACAGUUUGUGGAGAAAUUUCCACCCGCAAGUCGAUCUCGUGUUCCUGUGCAAUUUCUGAGAGCUCUCCAGCUGGGAGUAAAAUGA